This is a messenger RNA of Gavialis gangeticus (Gharial), 729 nucleotides long. RefSeq names its product chromosome unknown C10orf82 homolog (gene SPMIP5). The coding region runs from base 7 to 729 and encodes 240 amino acids. The transcript is spliced from 5 exons. Lineage: Eukaryota; Metazoa; Chordata; Crocodylia; Gavialidae. The record is from RefSeq and is a predicted model, not a curated record.
GAGAGCAUGAAACCAAUCCGAAAAUAUGUGGAUGCGUGCAACCCCCUGCUACCUGGAUAUACAGGCUACAUCCCUCAAAGGUGCGAUAGAGUUGGCACUAGUUAUGGAAAUGAUUCAUUUGUGUGUAUGACCUCCAUGUACAAUGCUGUCCAAAGAAACAACGACAAGAAGGAUGAGCUAAGAUACAUAGCAGCCACUACACCCCGACUUCCACCUAUCUGCUGCAAUGAAGAUGUUUUACAAGCCCUUUAUGAGUAUAAUUAUAAACACCAUCCUUAUAUGCUAGGGACUGAGGAAACUAAGAGAAGCUUGCUAGAGCCACCAAUUCCAGGCUGGACUGGGUUUGUGCCUAGAGCGAAGGUCACUGAUCUUGGAGAUGGUGUCCGCUACCAUGAAAUGGCCAAGAAUUGCUAUCAGGAUUUUAAGAACAUAAUAGAUCAAGUCACGUGUGAUCCUUCUAGUAAAAUAAACAAAGGCGAGAAGCCCAACGUUGAAGUUAGCCACAUUCCAAAGGUGUACCACAGAUCCUACAGGCCUGAAGGGAUGAUACCAAAAUACACUGGUCACGUUCCACAUCAACAUCUUAUUGUUGGAAAAACCUAUGGAAACUUGUGCCGAAGCUGCUCUGCGUGCAGUCACAAGGAGGCGUGCUAUGGCACAUAUCUCACUAAGAAACAUCGUGCCGAAUGGAAGCACCAGAAGAACAGGGAAUGUGACGUGAAGAGCUGA